This is a messenger RNA of Rhizopus microsporus ATCC 52813, 1005 nucleotides long. Its product is annotated as 3(2),5-bisphosphate nucleotidase HAL2. The transcript is spliced from 6 exons. Gene Ontology annotation, molecular function: 3'(2'),5'-bisphosphate nucleotidase activity. The record is from RefSeq and is a predicted model, not a curated record. Bases 1 to 1005 code for a protein of 334 amino acids. Lineage: Eukaryota; Fungi; Mucoromycota; Mucoromycetes; Mucorales; Rhizopodaceae. Gene Ontology annotation, biological process: sulfate assimilation; phosphatidylinositol phosphate biosynthetic process.
AUGUCUGACUUUUCUAAAGAAAGAGCUGUAGCUAUUCAAGCCGUCCUUACCGCUUCAAAAGUCUGUCAGUCCGUCUUUCAACACUUGGUUGCCAACGAGACGUUGACAAAGAACGACAAGUCUCCCGUCACUGUGGCUGAUUUUUCUGCUCAGGCCAUCAUAAACACUUUUCUUUACAAACAUUUUCCAAACGAUCCUAUCGUGGGUGAAGAGGAUUCAAAGGAUUUACAAGGCGAUAGUGGUAAGGCAUUAAGAGAUAAGGUAGUAUCCCUUACAAAUGGCGUAUUAAGCCAAGACGAGGUACUUUCCGAGCAGCAGAUCUUGGACGCCAUUGAUCGGGGUAAUUAUGCAGGCGGUUCUCGUGGCCGCCAUUGGGCUUUGGACCCUAUUGAUGGAACUAAAGGAUUCUUGCGUGGUGGACAGUAUGCUGUAUGUUUAGCAUUGAUUGUGGACGGUAUUGUGCAAGUAGGUGUCAUUGGAUGUCCCAAUUUACCUGUAAACCAUCAUGAGCCCCAAGGAGAAAAGGGUGCCUUAUUUAUCGCAGUGCGUGGUCAAGGUGCAUUCCAGCGAUCCUUUUCAAACGAAACAGAAACUCGCAUUCAGUUUGCAGAUAUUUCUUCUACUGAAGAAUCUACGUUCUGUGAAUCUGUCGAAGCAGGCCAUUCCUCACAUGGAGAUGCAGAAGAAAUAGCCAAAUUAUUAGGUAUAACACGUACUCCCGUUCGUAUGGAUAGCCAAGCCAAAUAUUGCUCUAUAUCACGAGGUGAUGCUGAUAUCUAUCUACGUCUACCUACGAGCAAAGCUUAUGUAGAAAAAAUCUGGGAUCAUGCUUCUGGUAAUGUCCUUGUAACUGAAGCAGGAGGUAAAGUGACUGAUAUCUAUGGUCAAUCUCUUGAUUUCUCUAUUGGCCGCACUUUGGAAAAGAACAAGGGAGUGAUUGCGUCCAAAGCAUCUAUUCAUCCUCAGGUGCUAAAAGCUGUUCAAAAAGUAUUGAAUAUUGAAUAA